Acomys russatus (golden spiny mouse) is the source of this 619-nucleotide messenger RNA. It is a transcript of the gene Il13, whose product is annotated as interleukin 13. Lineage: Eukaryota; Metazoa; Chordata; Mammalia; Rodentia; Muridae. Gene Ontology annotation, biological process: immune response. The transcript is spliced from 4 exons. Gene Ontology annotation, cellular component: extracellular region. The record is from RefSeq and is a predicted model, not a curated record. Bases 52 to 453 code for a protein of 133 amino acids. Gene Ontology annotation, molecular function: cytokine receptor binding.
GCCACCCCAGAGUUCUUCUGCUCCUUGGUUCUGUGAUUGGCUCUGGGCUUCAUGGCGCUCUGGGUGACUGCUGUCCUGGCUCUCGCCUGCCUUGGUGGUCUUACCGCCCCAAGCCCGGUGCGGCGAUCCAUGUCUCCCCCUUCGGCCCUUAAGGAGCUUAUUGAGGAGCUGAGCAACAUCACACAAGACCAGAGGACUCCCCUGUGCAAUGGCAGCAUGGUAUGGAGUGUGGACCUGGCAGCUGGCGGGUUCUGUGCAGCCCUGGAUUCCCUGACCAACAUCUCCAGUUGCAACACCGUUUACAAGACCCAGAGGAUACUUAACGGGCUCUGCACCCGCAAGCCCUCUGCUGUGGUUUCCAGCCUCCAUGAUACCAAAAUCGAAGUGGCCAAGUUUAUAACAACACUGCUCACCUACUCAAGGAAACUUUAUCGCCACGGCCCCUUCCACUGAAGAGAGAAAAACACACAGACGGGCCCUGGACAUCUCCGUGGUGGAGCCAUUUUUCUUUCUCACGUCUGACAUUUCUUGGGGAGGCGGGGAGGAGGGUUGGGGAGGAAUACAACUACUACAACAAACCAGAGCAUGACAGCGGGUCCAGCCUAUGGCCUGCUUUACA